Komagataella phaffii GS115 is the source of this 1452-nucleotide messenger RNA. RefSeq lists its product as hypothetical. Gene Ontology annotation, molecular function: ligase activity, forming carbon-nitrogen bonds; ATP binding. Bases 1 to 1452 code for a protein of 483 amino acids. The transcript is spliced from 2 exons. Gene Ontology annotation, biological process: tRNA processing. The record is from RefSeq and is a predicted model, not a curated record. NCBI's taxonomy places the organism in Eukaryota, Fungi, Ascomycota, Pichiomycetes, Pichiales, Pichiaceae.
AUGAACAGAAAAGUAUUUGACGUAUUUAGUGACAAUAUUGUCAAAAUAUUCCCUCAUGGACUGCCCCGACGUGUUGGAAUAUCCCUGUCCGGUGGGGUUGAUUCUAUGGCACUGACAAGUUUGUUGAGUAGGUACAGAGAUGAGUACAACGUCGGGGUUGAAAUAGUAGCUUUGACAGUAAACCAUGAAUACAGAAAAGGUAGUCGGCAAGAAGCCGAGGAGGUUGGAAAACUGGUAGCUCCUCUGAAUGUACAGCAUAAAAUUAUAGAUCUAAAAUGGAACUUGGACUCUGUCGAAUUGCACCAGUUAGGAAAUUUUGAAAGACUAGCCCGAACGAAACGAUAUCAGCAUAUUCAGAAAUAUUGUUAUGACUAUGAUAUUCAGCAUCUAUUUUUGGGUCAUCAACUAGAAGAUCAAGUCGAAACCUUCUUGUUGAGAUUGAAGCAAAAUAGUACAAUAUUUGGCAUGAGAUGCAUGAAAGAUAUCUCCUCUUAUCCUUCCCUUCCUUUGUACCCAUCGUCGGUAAAACCUCCCAUAAAGAUUGUAAGGCCAAUGCUGAACAUUAAGAAAAAAAGAUAUCUACUCAUAUUGCAGAGAACUGGAAGUUCCUUGCAACAUAUUUUACAAGUUAUAUCAGAAAUUGAGUCGUUUCAACAGUCUAUAUAUUCCAGUCUGGAAGAAUUACGACAUGAAUUGAAUCGACUAGGGCAAAUCUGGUAUGAUCCAGCAACCUUUAGGCUUAGUUUAUUGUUAUCUGGACAGAUACUGAAGAGAUAUCAUCCGUUAGUUAUAAACAGAUUUUUUUAUGAAGAAUGCUACAAGAUAUCCCCCCUGAAAAGUUACCAUUACAAGUUCACAAACCUAGAUGUGGAAAGCGCUUGGGUGAAGUCCAAAUCAACCAGAAGUAUUUACUCUAUUCUAAAAAGAGUGGUCUUCGGUAAAGGCCACCCGGAAAAGUUUUCCUUGCUUAAAUUGAACUGGGAAAUUUCAAGCUACAAAGAUUUGGGCUCAGACUGCGUCAAUGUGAGUAUAUCGGCUGCAAAAUACCAUGCUAAUCAGCCGUUGCCCAUGAUAGAGCUUGCCCUAGGCCAUAAUAACGAAUGGUCUGAAUGGGUUUUUUUUGACAACCGUUGCUGGAUUCGAAUUAAAACAACAGAUGAAUUUCCAAUCUUUGGGCAUGCCACUAUCAAAAUCGUACCAUAUGUGCCUAAACUGCAUUCAACAGCAUAUAAUAUGUUUAUGGAAAGUCAGCCAGGGAACUGCUUACCCAACAAGAUACUAACCAACAUUCCUGUUCUGUUAUUAGAUGAUCUAUCUGUGACGGGAAAAAUAUUAGGACUUCCUUCGUUAGGAAUGAUCGACACAUAUUGGAAGAAUCGUAUUCAGGUGGAGUUUAUCCCGAAAAAUGAGUUUGAUCAAAUAUCAUCCAGAAAAUCUAUAUCUUCAAACUGA